Molecule: messenger RNA, 1689 nt
Organism: Sinocyclocheilus grahami
Lineage: Eukaryota; Metazoa; Chordata; Actinopteri; Cypriniformes; Cyprinidae
Product: sialoadhesin-like
Exons: 14
Coding region: 1-1689 (562 amino acids)
Biological process (GO): immune response; cell surface receptor signaling pathway
Cellular component (GO): external side of plasma membrane
Molecular function (GO): transmembrane signaling receptor activity
Source: RefSeq, a predicted model, not a curated record
AUGGGUGAUGCAACUAAAAUAAUCAAGUAUGUGAGCGUCUCUGCUGGAGGAAGAUACUGGUGCAGAGCACAACGAGGAGAAUACUACAGCGAGUACAGUAGUGCAGUUGAGAUAACAGUAAGAGUGAGACCCAAACCUGUAGUUCAUGUUCAUCCUGAUGAAAAUGUGUUCAGAGGAGAGACGGUCACUCUCACAUGUGACAUACAGGAGACAGUGUAUUGGUCUUAUGGAGGUGUGUACAGCUGUGGAGGAGUUCAGUCAAGAGACCCGCAGUACUCACAGAUGAGUGAUGGAGUCACACUGACAGUAUCAGAUAAACUGCAGCCGACUCUGACUGUAAAUCCUCAGAGUUCAGUGUUCACUGGAGACACAGUUACUCUGAGCUAUGAAGAGAGACCAAAACCUGUAGUGACGGUGACUCCAGAUCAGCGUGUGUUCAGAGGAGAGACAGUCACUCUCACAUGUGACAUACAGGGAGGAGGAAACUUUCAGUGGACAUACAGCUGGUUCAAAGAUGCUUCUGUCAUCAGACACGUCACCGAGAGAGUCUACACCAUCACAUCUGUGUCUGAUAAUAGUGGUGAAUACAGCUGUAGAGGAGAGAGAUCAGACUCACAGAGAUCAGACACCAGUGCUGCUGUUACACUGACUGUAUCAGGUGUCUCUCCUUCAGUGUCUCUGGUGGUCAGUCCCAGCAGAAGUCAACACUUCUCAUCUGACUCUCUCUCUCUGAGCUGUGAGGAUCAGAGUAACUCUACUGGAUGGACAGUGAGAAGAUACACAGACAGAAACACAGAAGAUUGUUCAAAACUAACAGGAUCUACAUGUCAAAUCGUCUCUCUCAACACAUCUGACGCUGGAGUUUACUGGUGUCAGUCUGAAUCUGGAGAGAAACGUCAUCCUCUAAACAUCACUGUUCAUGAUGGUGAUGUGAUUCUGCUGAGUUCUGUUGAUCCUGUGAUUGAGGGAGAUACUCUGACUCUACACUGUUUACAUCGAUCUACAAACUCCUCGAUCCUCAGAGCUGAUUUCUAUAAAGACGGAUCACUCGUCCAGAAUCAGACGACAGGAGAGAUGAACAUCACGACUGUCUCAAAGUCACAUGAGGGUCUGUACUACUGUAAAACAGAGAGAGGACAGUCACUGCACAGCUGGAUCUCAGUCAGAGCAGCUUCAUCUUCUCUUCUGGUCACUGGUGUGGUUGUGGGAUUGAGUGUUUGUCUGUUGUUCUUCCUCUCACUGCUGCUGAUGUGGAGAUACAAGAAGAACAAAGAUCAGCAGCGUAACAUUAACCAGACAUCAGUCCCAAAUCAAUCUGCACAAUCUCAACUGGAAAACUAUCCUCUACAGUCUGCAGGUUCUGAUCACAUUUAUGACGACGUGACUGAAGUGAAUAAGAGAGACAGAGAUGAUCCAGAGCCCUCGGCAGAGGUCACAUAUUCAGAGGUCACUGUUAAGAAAAAGAUGGACAAAGGUAAUACUAAGGCAGAGUCAAAUAAUGUGACAUACUCAGAAGUUAGAACAAAAGGAAAGAAAUGCAAAAGUAAAGAUAUUAAUACUGCAGGACCCAGUGAUUUGACUUACGCACAGAUCAAUGUAUGCAUUGAUCUGUCAAUUCGGUGCAAACAAACUGCAUCUAAACACAACUGUCUGAAUGAUUAUAGUGAUUUUAUAAUAUCAGGAAAAUAA